AUGGGAUUAAUAUAUUCAAAAAUCAUCAAACUUGGACCAAACAGUACCAAGAUUUUCAAAGUCAACACUAAUGAAAAACUUGAUCUAGAAAAGGAGCGAACAGCUUUACGACAUGAUAUUAUUCGUGUUAUUUUUAAAGGAAACUUUUCAUCACCCAUAUAUGAUUUAUUAAGAUCAGGUGGCGCCAAAGUUCUUGAUAUUGGAUGUGGGCAGGGAGCUUGGAUUUGCGAAAUGUCUUCAGAUUUUCCUCAAUGUGAAUUUGUUGGAACGGAAAUUGUCGAUAAAAUAAUUCCACAAAUAAAGCCCUCAAAUACUUCAUUUAUUAAGGCAAAUAUUUUGGAAGGAUUGCCUUUUCCAGAUAAGCAUUUUGAUUUUGUGAAUAUCCGAAAUCUUCUUUAUGAUUUCACAGAGUCAGAAUGGGAGAAUUUAGUAAUUCCAGAAUGUAUUAGGGUGCUAAAGAAUGGUGGAUGGAUAGAAAUUUCGGAUUCUGAUUUAAAUAUUCGAAACUGCGGACCAGAAACGCGCAGAGUAACAAGUAAAAUGAUAAAAUUUUUAGAAUCCAAACAUAUAAACCCUUUUAUCGUUUAUCGAAUUGAAGAAUUGAUGAACUCCAGGCAAGAACUUCAUAGAACUGAGCAUAUUUCAAGACCAUUUCAAGUUGGCGUUUGGAAUAAUUCUCUGAAGGAUGCAUGUGCAAGAUAUAGUAAGGAGACUUUCGACGUGUUGGCGAAGUUUGCUGGCUCUAAAUCUGACAUCGAUGCCAUAACCACAACUUGUAUGAACGAAU
Dentiscutata heterogama is the source of this 787-nucleotide messenger RNA. Lineage: Eukaryota; Fungi; Glomeromycota; Glomeromycetes; Diversisporales; Gigasporaceae. The record is from the annotation of a GenBank genome assembly.